Pomacea canaliculata is the source of this 8406-nucleotide messenger RNA. Its product is annotated as cilia- and flagella-associated protein 65-like. Bases 518 to 5893 code for a protein of 1791 amino acids. Lineage: Eukaryota; Metazoa; Mollusca; Gastropoda; Architaenioglossa; Ampullariidae. The transcript has 44 exons. The record is from RefSeq and is a predicted model, not a curated record.
CUGUACUUUUCAUGGCUUAGCGCAUGUGGCUAUAGAUGCUGAGGACGACGUUAUUUUCUUUGUCGAGAUGGGGGUGUGCACAAACAUGUAAUAGGGUGCCCUACCACACGGCUCACACUCGCCUUCACUCUGUUAUUAGCCGCGUAGGUUAAUUGUCGGAGCCUCUUUAAUUAUGACGGCGGCCGCUUGCUGGCCGCCUGAAGGAUUUAAUUUAUAUUAUAGCCUAACACAGAACGUCGCUCCGGCCUUCAGCUGACAUCUUAGCCAGCCUCUACCACAUCAACAUUUGUAAAGGAAUAAAUCAGCUACAUCUCUGUGAGUAUUCUUUUAAAACCCCCAUGGAGGUUGACACGUGGGAGACUGAGUAAACAACAAAGUAAAUAAACCUGAGAAGGGAGGUCACUCUAUUGCCUGGUUGCUAGGGCGCCAUUGUUGUUGCUACCGGAGGUAAAAUGGAAGCUCGCUGCGUGCGAAGCGGAACAAUCCUCGAAUAGGUUAAACUUGGAAACUUAUAAUCAUGCCUACUGCUGAUUUAGCACCACAGAUUCCUUAUGUGGAAUCUCAUCAUCAGUCAGAGAGAAAGACAGGUGAACUACAUCCCACAGGCAUCUCCCCUGUCCAGUCUGAUAAGCACAUUAUUCAUGGACUGGAGGUUGUGCAGCAGCUGGUGUGGCAAGGCUGGGAAGCAGGCAGUGAAUAUACUAAAAACAUUGUUGUUAAAAAUGUCUCCAGCAAAAGUCACAAGCUCCACUUCAGCUCACCACAGACUCGUUUUUUUAGCACUCUUUACCCAAAACCUGUGAUGCUUAGUCCUGGAACAAGCUUCUGCCUUCCAGUCACAUUUCGUCCUUUGGAGAAAAUCAAGUACAAAGACAAAAUCCAUUUCCAGACAAAGGAGGGGAUAAUUGAGGUGCCCCUAUUGGCAGUGCUGCCUGUAGCAGCUGUGGCUGUUCCUGCCUGUCUCGACUUCCAGAUGUGUGCUGCUCAUGAUGUGGCCACUGUCACCUUUAAAGUCAUCAACACAGGCGAUGUUGAUACAAUGGUGCAGUGGGAAACCACUGGGCCAUUCACCAUAGAGCCAACUGAAGCGUUUGUCAAGUAUCGUUCAUGCUGUCAGUUUACUGCAACUUUCCAUCCUGAGGCAGCAACUGUUUAUGAACUUGAGGCUGUUUGCCAUUUUGGACCAGAUAGGAUGCAGACCGUGACCACCACUCUGAAGGGCAUUGGGAAAUACCCACACCUGCUGGUAUCCUUAACAGGAAGACCUGCCAGCAGCUUGUCACACCAAAAUCUUGAAGCUGUUGUUCAUUUUGGUGCAAUCCCAGUUGGCUCCACAGCAACCAAAUGGGUGGAAUUACAUAACCUUUCACCAGUGCAGACACCAUUUCAGGUAGAGCAUGCUGGGGGAUUAAAUCCCAUGGACAGGGUUUUUAACGCUCCUUAUUCAUACGGCAUUGUUCCUGCACUCUCCAUCAUCCGUAUUCCGAUUACUUUCAGUCCAAGCAGCCUAAACUCUACCAGCACAGAUUACUUCAAUGUGACAGCUGUUGGCAAUAUCAGCAGAAGUCUUAUUAAAUGUGUUGGCUCAUCCAAAGGUCCAAUGGUGCAUCUCAGUACAACAUCAAUCAACUUUAAUCAGAUUGAUGAGGGCCAGACAGCUACAAGGACCAUCGAUGUUGUUAACACCUCAGACAUCGAUGCUGUGUACCAGUUUAUGCUGGACAACAGUGAAAGUGUUUUCCAAGUACAGCAGUUGUCUGGUGAAAUAAAGGCUCAUUCCCAUGUGACUCUUUGCCUCACAUUUAACCCUGUCCAUCCCAUCAGUUACCUGCGGCGCGUCACUUGUUUGAUCCACAAUCAGGGUCCACUGUACCUGGAUCUCUUGGGCACCUGUCAUUCUGAGCUCACUAAGCCAGCAGUACUACUCUCACGCCAUGUAUGUCACUACCGCACUCAUGCCCUGAGAGGUUUCACCUUCUACCCACCAGAGCAACUGAAUCAGAUGCUUCAAGAGAAGAAACUGAAACUUGAUGAAAAUGGCUGUAUUACGGCACCACAGGCUGAGAAUCAACCUUCUUUUGGUGAUUUACCUCCCUUUGAGGAGUACUUCAAUGAUGGCAUCCAUUCAGAGGUCACUAGCAGUGUGCCACAUGUCAGCGCUGACAUCAGCUAUGUGAACUUUGGAAAAUGUCAGAAUAUCAGGGCCAUGGAGGAAAAGACAAUAAACAUAACAAACCACACUCAUGGCAAGGUCUUAGUCCAGUGGAACACACGACCUGACCAUGUCUUUACAAUAGUCCAAACCACGACAGAAAUUCCACCCCUCAAAGCCUGUUCUUUCAGGAUCAAGUUUCAACCGAAUGCCCCUAACCAGUUGUAUGGUGCAGAGCUGGAGUGCUUUGUCUACUACAAGAGCAUGAGGGAUUAUCGCCUGGUGCAAGAUGCUACUCACUGUCCUCCCUGGUGUCUAACUUUUACCUGCACAGGGCACACAUUUCAGCCAAACAACGAGACUUUUCUGCCCUGGUACCAGAUGGACCCAUCAAGUGUUGUCUUUUCUGGAGUCAGUGCUAAGGAAGCAGCAUACCGUACCAUCCUGCUGACAAACACAGCAUCAACACCAAUUAUGUACAACAUUCAGAACCAUCCUAAUAACAUCUUUGCUGUCAAGCCAUUUCAGGGUGUGCUGCAAGGAAAACAUCAGAUAUUUGUGGUAUGUGCUACACCAGAGAAAGUCAAUACCUACAGGCACAACAUGGUCUUCCAGUUCAAUGACAACGAGAAAUACGAUCAGGACAUAGACAUCACAGAAUUCAGCCAGCAUCAUAUGACAGUGCAGCUGUGGGCAUCGGCUGAUUGCCCAGAGGUCCUCCUAGAAAGUGAAGGAUGCUUGUUUUUCAAGCCCACUUGUAUUGGCACCAGUUCACAUCGUACCUAUACCAUCAAAAACACUUCUCGCAUUCCACUCCGGUUCGAGUGGCACAUGAAGCACAGCGACGCCAAGCAGCUUAAGGUCCAUCCUGAUGCUGGGAUUAUCUUCCCUAAUGAGUCCCAGUCCCAGGUGUGGACCUUCAUACCCAGUGAUGUUGGCAAGUUUGUCAUGAAGCCCAGUCUUGUCAUGUGGGGUCAGGGCUUUAGCAGCAACACAUCCGGAGGAAAGAAGCGAGAAUUUCCUGUCAGGAUCAUUGGAGAAGGUGCAUAUGGUAGCCUUGAGGUUGACCAGACCUACUUUGAUUUUGGUGACCUCAUUGUUGGUAGUUCAUCCAGCAAAAGUGUCACUCUCCUUAACAACAGUUCUUGCUCUGUCAUCUAUCAUCUGAGCAUUAACAGCAGUGUUGAUGAAAAUGACUUCAGGGAAGGCCGCCCAGGUCUGGAGCUGGAGCCAAUGCAAGGAAUCAUUCCUGCUAGGUCCAAGCAAGUCAUCACAGCCACAGUUCGGCCUGUUUCCAGAACCACAUACCAGUAUGCUGUCUCCUAUCGGCUCCUGGAACCAGAAGCAGGCCACAGAUCAGGUCACACCACCAAUGAGCAGCACCACCUAUUCUAUGUCUUAACAUCUGGCGUCUACCCAUCUCUGGUUGUUACGGAUGCACGGUGUUCAGGGAGCCUGGUGGGCAUCAGCAAGAAACAGCUUUGGGCCCUGUUCUCACUGGACAGCCUCAAUGAAGCCCUGGAUGCAAAUCCUUCAGCUGAAGAGGUCAUGUAUAAUAUAGCAACACGCCACAGCUUUCGACGUCGACCACCUGUCUACACACGAUCCAUUUUCGAGUUCAAUUUUAGUGCAGCACCUCUUGGCAGUCACCCUGGCAUUGUCACCCUGAUGUUUGAGAACUCCGGCACUCUUGACACAGACUGGGCCUUCCUGUUGCCAAGUGAUCUGCAGCUGGAAUUGGAGUACUGGGCAGAGACCGGAGAGUUUGAUGAGGAUGAGCUGCAUGAGAUGAAAGUCAUGGACAACAAGCUGUUUGAAAUCACACCUCAGAAAGGGAGACUACCACCUGGUGCCACACAGGUGGUGACAUUCACUUAUAACCACACCAUGGCCGGCACAGAUCGCCUGCCAGUUCUUUUCAAGCUGUCGUGUGGGCGUGAGAUUCUGCUUAAUUUCAUCGGCAUGACAGUAGAUCAUCUGCGGCACUACAUCCAUUUCCCAUCCAACAAGCACAUGUUCACACCAGUUCCCAUAGGUGAAAAGGUCAGCCCUAAACAGGUGUAUGAACUAUACAAUGGUGGAGCAGUGCCUGUGCGGUAUGAAUUUGACCUUACACCGCUUGAUAUCAUUCAGAAGGAAAAUUAUGAUCAAGUCAUCUUUGAAUGCCUGAACCCUAUUGGUGAGAUACUACCAGGUCGUACCAUGUCUGUUGAGUGGCGAUUCUCUCCCCUUGAGGCAAAGACAUACAUGGUGGACAUCCCCAUCUACGUACACCAUGGUGACAUGGCCGUUGUCACUUUUACAGGUGUCGGCUAUGACAGGCGUAUCAUGGGACACACGAUGCCAGUUACCGAACACCAGGACCUUAGUGGUGUGCCCAGCGUACAGAGUGCAACUAUGCCAGGCCAGCUUGCUCAGCUGUCUUCUGAACGAGUUUCAUUUGGUAACAUGCCUCUCUUCACUGAAGGGAGACGUAUAAUCUUCAUCAUCAACACCUCCAAGACUCGAGCUAUCUCUUUUCAGUGGCAUGUCACAUCACCGGCUGACAGUCAGCUGAUAACCAUCUUGCCAGUACAAGGGUCUGUGCCACCAAAUGGAGAGUGCUUGUGUCGCAUCACCUUCCUAGCCGCAAGAACUACAUCAUUUUAUGACAUUGACCUUAUCUGUGAGAUAACAGAUGAGCAUGAAGUGGUCUUGUAUAACAAGAACCUGCAGGCCUGGAUGGCGGAGCUAGAGCGCCAACAGCAGGAGUUUACUAUCACAGAGUUUGAUCUGGAUGCAGACAAGCGAAUGCCUUUUAACCCUGACAUGAUGGAAAGGCCACCUAGUGGACGGCUUGCCAUCUUGGAAGGAGCACGCAAACUACACCCAGAAGGAGAGCUGACCCGCUACAAGACUCUACCACCAAUUCAGCACCCUUCAGCAGAUGAAGAGAGGGAAACCUGCAAAGCUUUGGAGUCCAUGAAUAAAAACCUGUGGGCAAAACCACUGCCUCCAAGGCCAUUCAUCAUGCAUUUGGGUCUCACAGCACGCACGCAUGACAUUUUAAACUUCCAGGAGAACUUCCCCUUGGAUUAUGGCAAUUUCUACAUCAAUAGAACGCUGGGGGAUCCGCUUCGAACUGAUGGCGAAGCCUGCCUGCAAGUCAAGAGUAUCGAGUGCCAACUUUCAGAGUCAGCUAUCAUAACCAAUGUGCUUGCCAAUAUUCUCAGAGGGUUGCUGGAUGACAAGGUUUUCACUCAGUCUGUGAAGAAAGUUAUGGUGGAACCAGUUCCUUACUUCGCGCAGUACAGUGGACGAUGCAUCAAAUCUGCACACUCCACACAGCCAGAGCAGCAGCCAGGAUCAUCAGACCACCGAGAUUCCACUGAAGGAGCAGAUACCUCUUGCAUCAGCAGUUUAGAGCAAAACUUGGCAGCCACAUCACUCAGCUCUGCCAAUGGGGAGGCCUCUGAGGAUACAGCUGUGGCAUUGCCAUCUUUGAUCAGCUCGAGGUCAGUCUCUAGUGGUGAGCAGCAGCAGCUCUAUGAAGCUGUCAGCAAGCAGCAGGAGGCUCAGACUUUGAAGAAGCUUCCAGAAUUCGGCAGGGUGAUAGAGAGGAUCUUGGAGAACACUGUUCUGAACAUUGUCAAUGAAGCCCUAGCUGGGGAGUACAACAUUACAGCCAGACGCAGGUACAUUGCAUCCCAAGCAGUCCUGCAUCUGCCAACACUUUCACCACUAAACAGUAACCCUGCAUAACCAAGUUGUGAUGCAUCAAAAAAUUAAAAACUGAAUAAUUAAAAUGCUCUUCAGGUGACUACUUGAUUGAACUGUAAUAUUAGUAUACUAAACUACAACUUGUUAAUCGACCUGAUGAAGCAGAUGAGGUCAUGUGCACCACCAAGCGGAAACGUAUCAUCAGUACAAAGCUUCUCAGCUGACCUUCGUGAUCAAGCUGCAGUUCAUCAUCAGUACAUGCAACCUGAUCUACAAUUCCUUUCUUCUGUUAUCUUCCACAAGGAAAAUGAGAAAAAAAGGAGGGGGAAGCUAGCUAGAGUGUAAAUAAAACUAGGCCAGCCUGCUGCUCAGUAUUAGGCUUUUCAGGAUGGUCUUUCUCAGGAGAUAAACAUGCUGGCUCUACUGUCAAGUGUAGGCACCAGGCUUUUGUCUUGCUCUGUUCAUCUGAUGGAAAUGUGGGACUGUAACUUUUAUAAAGAAUUGUUUGUUACCAAGGAGCUAAUUUCCUUCACUGUUAUUCACACACACCUUUGUGUUACCUGAGGCUAGCAUCUCACUGUACGUGUUGGCUACCAGUUGGUAGGAUGGAACAAUGUAUCAAAGCUUUCAAUGCCGUAUAACCUGCUAUGGGGAAAAACUUGACACAAGAAAGAACUUUUACAUAUGACAUUGUAAACUACAAUUUUAGUCACAACAGGUUGUUUUGCAGCAAUAUAAGUCUAUAACGUUCUCAUUUCUGCUUCCUUGGAGUUUCAUGAGAGUGUGCACUGAAUGACCUUGAUCUUGUAUUAUUGAGAGGAGGGGCUACAAGUGCUGUUUUGAAACAUGAGUUGCUUCCACUCUACUUGAAGUGAUUCCAGCUGCUCUCAUCACCUGCACCAUCAGAUGAAAGUCCAGUUCCUUGCAUAAAGUCACAGGCAUAAGCAGGUAUUUAUUUUCAGUGCCCUUUUCUUUUUAUAAUGAGCAUUUGUUUCUAUUAUACUCUGUUGUUUUGUUUUUGUUUUUUACAGACACAAAUAUAUUUACAGCAAAGACAUGUUUCACCCACUUAUCUGAUUUGUAUUGGUAUUUAUGGAAGAAAGUGCGUCUUAUACAACUUCUACAAAUAUAUAAAAAACACAUCAUGUGAACAGCCAAUUCAAGUCUUAUAUGUAUUUCAUUAAGCCUGUUGGUUAUUCUUGCGUAUGAAUGUGUACAGCUUAUCAAUGUAACUCUUUGAUGAUUCUUAAAUAUACGAAUGGCACAUUAUGUUGAUAAAUGUUCAGACUGAAAACUCCAUUUACUAUUAACAAUGGAGGUAAUUUUCUCCUAAAUGUAGAGUCCAAACUCAGGCCUUCAUGUAUCACUUACAUAUAUUGUUCUAAAAUAAUAACUGAUAUCGUGCAGCAUCACACUCUUAUAUGAACACCCUCAUUGUUGUACAGCUGGUAAUCAGAGUAUAGUAACAAUAAUAAAAAUCUCAUGAAAUUAUCACUGAUGUAAAACAAAAUAUUAGUAGGUAAUAAAAAUAAGUUUAUCAAGCUAAACAGCAAUAUGUAACAAUGCAAACUAUACUGUUAUCAGAACUUACUUGUGAAAUACACAUUUUAAAGUGCUUGAUUAAAUGCAUUAGUUGAUGUUAAAUGGCAUCAACUUAUUGUAAAUAGGAUCUGCAAAAGAAUGAAGAUGAAUGGACACACAGUGAUGGCUUGCAGAAUCUUUUCAUUUUAGAACAGGCAACUUCAAACACAGUUAUCUGACAGGAAGUGAGGUCUGAUCGGCAGAAGCCAGAAAGAUGAUAAAAUGGAGAUAGUUUACAUUUCAUGAAUGCCUGAAAGAGAGAGAAAGGAGAGACGUAACAAUCUUGUUUCCAGACUAGGAUAACAAGGCAGGCUGUGGAGUGUUUGACCUCCUUAAGUUUAUGAAUGAUAGGUAGGACAGUGAGCUGAGAAUUACAGCAAGUCACGUUUGCCAGACCAGCAUCUGUGGUGUGAUGUUCAUGCAGCAUGGUUGGCGGAGUGAUAUCCUUAUGCUAACUGGCAAGUGAUAUGAUGCCUCUUUUCAAUUUCUAUUUACAUUGUUUUGAGGUCUAUUGCUGGACUGUUUAGAUCUGUACUUUAUGGGACAUUUAGUGAUACUCUCUGAAACUCAGUUUGGUCAGAUUGUGAUGCCUUCUUCCCGGCAGUGAACCUUCUUCCUUCUACACUUGUUAGCUCAUCAUUGGGGUCUUCUGUUGUCAGCUGUCCAGUCACUGACUGCGGCUUGGAUGAUGAAAUUUGCUUGCAAUGAUUCUUUCUAUUGGACUGUGGACCUGUAUUUCCUGGUCUGUGAUCGCCUUCCAAUGACGCCAUUGAUUUGGUCUUUACCUCGAGCAGGACAUUUAGAACCAUAACACACUACUGUGUGUGACCAGCUUUGACAGGUAAAAAGAGGAAUCGUACCAGAGUUCAGACAAACUGAUUAUGGUGAAAAGCAGUGAUUUCAAGUCUGAAAGUGUCUAGAAUCACAGGUCUAUAACUGCACUCGCUUCACUAAAAUUCUGUAUAUUAGAUCUC